CGCUCACGCGCGCUCGGGGCCGAGCGGAGCCUGGCGGGCGCCCGCUGCUUGUGCGAGCCGGGCCUGCUGCGGGCCGACCAGCUCGCCGCCAAGCUUUGCUCUUUUAUUUGGGGUUUGCAGCUGUGCGGAGCCGCCCGGACUGCAGCGUUGGAAGCUGAAGGAGCCCAAAGGUAGAAGUGGGUCUCCAUUCUGCAUCCGACUGAUGAAGAAACUGAGUCCACAGAGCUAAAGUGACUUCGUCCAAGGUCUCCCAGGUGUGCCCCCUUUCCAAGUGGGGCCAUGCUCACGUUCAUGGCCUCUGACAGCGAGGAAGAAGCUUGUGAUGAGCGGACAUCCCUGAUGUCGGCCGAGAGCCCCUCACCACGCUCCUGUCGAGAGAGCCAGCGAGGCGAGGAGGACCAGGAGAACGCAGCUCAGUGGAGGAGCCAGGAGAAUGAGGAGGAUGUCGAGGAUGACGCUGACCAGUACAUCUGCAGCGGGGUCCCUGGGCGGCCCCCGGGCCUGGAGGAGGAGCUGACCCUGAAGUACGGGGCGAAGCACGUGAUCAUGCUCUUUGUGCCCGUCACGCUGUGCAUGGUCGUGGUGGUGGCCACCAUCAAGUCUGUGCGCUUCUACACGGAGAAGAAUGGUCAGCUCAUCUACACACCAUUCACUGAGGACACGCCCUCUGUGGGCCAGCGCCUGCUGAACUCCGUGCUGAACACCCUCAUCAUGAUCAGCGUCAUUGUGGUCAUGACCAUCUUCCUGGUGCUGCUGUACAAGUACCGCUGCUACAAGUUCAUCCAUGGCUGGCUGAUCAUGUCCUCCCUGAUGUUGCUGUUCCUGUUCACCUACAUCUACCUCGGGGAAGUGCUCAAGACCUACAACGUGGCCAUGGACUACCCCACACUCUUCCUGACCGUGUGGAACUUCGGGGCAGUGGGCAUGGUGUGCAUCCACUGGAAGGGCCCCCUGGUGCUGCAGCAGGCCUACCUCAUCAUGAUCAGCGCCCUCAUGGCCCUGGUGUUCAUUAAGUACCUCCCCGAGUGGUCUGCGUGGGUCAUCCUGGGUGCCAUCUCUGUGUAUGAUCUUGUGGCAGUGCUAUGCCCCAAAGGGCCACUGAGGAUGCUGGUGGAAACCGCCCAGGAGAGGAACGAGCCCAUCUUUCCUGCCCUGAUAUACUCCUCUGCCAUGGUGUGGACGGUGGGCAUGGCCAAGCUGGACCCGUCCUCACAGGGUGCCCUGCAGCUUCCCUACGACCCAGAGAUGGAAGAAGACUCCUACGACAGCUUUGGGGAACCCUCAUACCCCGACGUCUUUGAGCCCACCUUGCCUGGCUAUCCUGGGGAGGAGCUGGAGGAAGAGGAGGAAAGGGGUGUGAAGCUUGGCCUGGGUGACUUCAUCUUCUACAGUGUGCUGGUGGGCAAGGCGGCGGCCACGGGCAAUGGGGACUGGAAUACCACGCUGGCCUGCUUCGUGGCCAUACUCAUCGGCUUGUGUCUCACGCUUCUGCUGCUCGCGGUGUUCAAGAAAGCGCUGCCCGCGCUCCCCAUCUCCAUCACCUUCGGGCUCAUCUUCUACUUCUCCACUGACAACCUGGUGAGGCCCUUCAUGGACACCUUGGCCUCCCAUCAGCUCUACAUCUGACGGGAAUGCUGCACAGGACCCCGCUGUGUAGUUUACACUCUAGUGCCAUAUAUUUUUAAGACUUUCCUUACAGAAAUAAAAAGAUACUGUGUUUACUUCGUGA
Molecule: messenger RNA, 1729 nt
Organism: Octodon degus (degu)
Lineage: Eukaryota; Metazoa; Chordata; Mammalia; Rodentia; Octodontidae
Gene: Psen2
Product: presenilin 2
Exons: 11
Coding region: 280-1626 (448 amino acids)
Biological process (GO): intracellular signal transduction; negative regulation of apoptotic process; amyloid-beta metabolic process
Cellular component (GO): ciliary rootlet; neuromuscular junction; Z disc
Molecular function (GO): aspartic endopeptidase activity, intramembrane cleaving
Source: RefSeq, a predicted model, not a curated record